GAAAAAAACGAAUAAAUGAGUGAAAUUCGAUGGGGAAUAUUAGAAAACAAAUGGAGAUAUUAUAAGCCACUCGCAUUUUCAUCGUCCAAUUUUCUUGUGGAAUUUCUGAUUUUUAUCCAUGUUUACUUGCUCGCCGCGUGGCUUGCUCUUCGUGAAGCUUGGUUUGACAGGGGAUUUCAUAUUUAUAAACUGAAAAACGAGCUCUUCUCCUCUCGAUUAUGGACGCACAAAAGUAAAAAUCGCCGGAAGAUGCUUGUGAUCGGCGCGGAUGGAACUAUUGGAAAGCGGAUAAUCGAAAUUCUUCAAACAAAUACGGAUUUUGAGUGCCACGUGGUUGUUCAUCAUCAUGCGUCACCAAUUCAACCAUUUCAAAACGAUUUGAACACGGUGAUCUACUCGGUUGAUUUGAAACAUCAUGAACAGAUUCUCCUUCUCGCCAAUCAACUCAAAUCCCAUCAAUUCGACGUGGCAAUAUUCGCUGCAGGAAUCAUGUUAGCACCGGAAUCCCGAACGAAAGAUGGCGUCGAACUUCACAAUGCAGUUAACGUAAUCGGACAAGUAAUGCUCUACGAGCUUCUACAAAAUGAAUGCAAACGAGCAAUAUUUCUAUCGUCUGCCACAGCGAGAAUGGCUUGUUACUCUUUGGAUUCCAAUUUUUUGAAAGUUUACGCAGGACCAUAUCAAGCAUAUGCAUCUUCAAAGCUGAAUCUAGCUGUUUAUGUGAAUGAAGUUGCCAAGAAAAGACGCGUCAAUACAGUAAGUCUUCAUCCUGGCACCGUGCCAGGCCGUCUCUAUCAAAAUGCAAAUCCAAUUGUUCGAUAUCUGAAUGCCACACUGCUUCCAAAACUGAUGAGAACCCCAGAAAUGGCGGCUGUUCUCGUGCUUCACACGAUUUUCCGAGACGACAUCCAACCUGGAGCCUAUUAUGAAGAUACUCAAAUAGUGAAUGUACCAGAAUGGGUCCCGGCACGAGAACGUGAACGGAUCUAUGAUACUAUUCAUCGACGCAUCGAUUUGUGGAUGGAAUGUUGAUAAAUUGCCAAUUUUUAACUUAUUUAUUUCAAUAAACGGAGAAUUGAAA
This is a messenger RNA of Caenorhabditis elegans, 1081 nucleotides long. It is a transcript of the gene C27D8.4, whose product is annotated as NAD-dependent epimerase/dehydratase domain-containing protein. The record is from RefSeq and is marked reviewed. NCBI's taxonomy places the organism in Eukaryota, Metazoa, Nematoda, Chromadorea, Rhabditida, Rhabditidae.